Molecule: messenger RNA, 3086 nt
Organism: Rhinopithecus roxellana (golden snub-nosed monkey)
Lineage: Eukaryota; Metazoa; Chordata; Mammalia; Primates; Cercopithecidae
Gene: DRGX
Product: dorsal root ganglia homeobox
Exons: 7
Coding region: 237-1028 (263 amino acids)
Biological process (GO): regulation of transcription by RNA polymerase II
Molecular function (GO): DNA-binding transcription factor activity, RNA polymerase II-specific; RNA polymerase II transcription regulatory region sequence-specific DNA binding
Source: RefSeq, a predicted model, not a curated record
GCUGCAGACAGACAGCAAGACAUCUGGCCACUUCCCGAGUCACUUCUUUGGUCCUGCGGGCGCCAGCCACGCCGAGCCCCGCCCGCCGCCAGCCAAGCAGGGCGUGCGGACCGGAGGCGGUCACGCUCCGGCCUCCUCUACCACCGCCCACCGAGCCAGGCAGGAGCAAGGCGCGCCGGUCCGUUCCGCUGCCACCCUCCCAGGUCUUGGCCGUCCAGCCGAUCUGACAGCCGGCGAUGUUUUAUUUCCACUGCCCGCCACAGCUAGAGGGCACUGCACCCUUUGGCAACCACUCUUCGGGGGAUUUUGACGAUGGGUUUCUACGCAGAAAACAGCGCCGGAACCGGACGACGUUCACUCUUCAGCAGCUGGAAGCUCUCGAGGCCGUUUUUGCCCAAACACACUAUCCAGAUGUCUUCACCAGAGAAGAGCUCGCCAUGAAAAUAAACCUCACAGAAGCCAGAGUGCAGGUUUGGUUCCAGAACAGAAGAGCCAAAUGGAGGAAGACAGAGAGAGGGGCCUCGGACCAGGAGCCAGGAGCCAAGGAGCCCACGGCAGAGGUGACGCCUCCUCCAGUGAGAAACAUCAACUCCCCGCCCCCUGGGGACCAAGCCCGGAGCAAGAAGGAGGUGCUGGAGGCCCAGCAGAGCCUAGGGCGAACGGUAGGUCCUGCAGGGCCUUUCUUCCCCUCCUGCUUGCCGGGGACUCUCCUGAACACAGCCACCUACGCCCAGGCCUUGUCCCAUGUGGCCUCCCUCAAAGGGGGCCCACUGUGCUCUUGCUGCGUCCCAGACCCCAUGGGACUCUCUUUCCUUCCCACCUACGGCUGCCAGAGUAACCGCACGGCCAGCGUGGCCGCCCUGCGCAUGAAAGCCCGUGAGCACUCAGAAGCCGUCCUGCAGUCAGCCAACCUCCUGCCUUCCACCAGCAGCAGCCCCGGCCCUGUCGCCAAGCCGGCGCCCCCAGAUGGCAGCCAGGACAAGAUCUCUCCCACCAAGGAACAGAGCGAGGCAGAGAAGAGUGUAUGAGGGUCUACAGUGCCCUGUCUGGCGUGCCCUCCUCCCGCCCCUGCUUCUCCCAGCCUCAGACCCUACAGAAAACUCUCCAAAUAGCAAGGAGAAGCCUGCAGCCCCAGGGCCUCUGCAUGGACCCAGGACGGGCAAGUGAGACCCACAGCUCCCUUGGCACCUGGAGGGUCCCUCUGGAGUCCCACCAGCGCAGCUGUAUUGUGGUGGCUUCUUUGGCAACAGAUCCCGAUGGCACUUGGUGGCAGCAGAGCCCUCUCUGUGAGGAGCCUCCCUGGGAUUUCCAUCCAGGCCCAGAGUCUCAGAGGGAGGUAGAUUCCUCAUCCAUUACCCUUCCUAUUUCCCCCCUGGGCUGCCUUUGAAGGUCUUGUCAACCCCAGGAACUGUGGCAUGGGCUGAAGUUUCAUGAUAAGAAAAGGGCCUGUCCCCCUUACAUUGUUUGAUAACUGGGGAACCAGUGGAAUCCCAAGCGGCUCUUGCUCCCCUGGGCCAAGACAAGCAGUAGUGCCCUUUCUCUUGUUGGAGAAUAUUGGUUGUGGGCUUGGUUAGAAAGUGAGAAGAUGUAGCGUAGGGAGGGGCCAACACGACACAGCCUGUCCCAGAGGUCCACGGUGGCUCUGACCCAGGAGAUUUCACUGGCACAUCUGGCCAGGGGUACUGGGCUAAUCACCCAGACCAUCUGCUCCAUGAACUGGGGUCUGCCGUCUUGACACUGUGGGUGUGGAACCAGUGUGGCCCCGGUACCUGAAGCACUCACCUGCAAGCCCUUCCUCUCUCCCAAAUAGACCUGUGGGUUAAUGGGAAGUGAAGCAACUGAAAAGCAGCUCUUUGGUCCAGGGGGCCUAAGGGCCCUUGGAGAGGGAAGAAGCCCUUCAGGAACGCCUCUGAAAUAAUUGCGCAUAUGGAUGAACUACCUUUCCCCAGGUACCUGGCAUGUAGAGGGGGCUCUUCAGUGCUGGUGUUUUUUACUGAGGGAAAAAAAGUAGGAAAGGAGACAGGAACGGCGUAUGUGCAGAAAUGGAGCAUGGGGAAGACAGCUUUCUCAUGGUGUGCAGAGCAUUAAUUCCAAAGGGCCAAAUUUCACAGAGAUUUCUGUUUUGGUCUAGUGUGGCUGUUUUCUCUGGUGUGGAUGGUGACCUGGAGGAGAUCCAAGGGGAACGUGCAAUAGCAUAAGCUCUGCCGCUUUCUGGCAGGGGCGCCCAGCACCUGAAAGGUUGCAGUCUUUGGUGGCUUUUGCUGAUGGUGUUUCCAUGCGGAUAGUUAUUGCCUUCAUGAUGGUUAUUUUGGUUUCAGUUAUUAUCAUCGAAAGAUUCUACUUUCACAUUUCCUGUUCCCUUUUUACCUUCCCCCACUCCAUGACCCCCAAAUAAUACUCCUGAGUGUAUCAUGCCUCGUCUAUGAUCACCAUGAAGCAUUUGAUAAAACACACUGUCUCCUUUAAAGAAAAAAAAAAUCAAAUCCUUCUUCCUGCUGUAUUUUGCUUGUUGAGUAUAAAGAUGAAACGAUUUGCCAAAAAGCGGCAAAGUUGCUUCCGUUUCCCUGUAAUUACGAAUGUUUGGUUGAAGGAUGUGAGCUCAAGCCCUUAUGUACACUAACUCUUCAAUCUAAUUGUUUGAUUAAACUCGUAUUUCCUCCAGAAAGGUACAUAAAUAAGUGAACUGUUGAGCAAAUUAAGAAUACUUAACAGCAUUGCAUCUGAAAAGUAGUUAUGCUGAUUAAAUUUUGUGUCCUUGAGGACUUUCAGGAAAUUACUUUUGAUCGUCAAUAACACAAUUAAGUAAACUACACACACAUUAGCAUGAAUAAUUGAUAAGAAAUUAUGUAUUACCACGAAGCACUGAUUUAAUAAUUCAUGAUGCGACACUCUAGUGACUGUGCAAAACUGGAUCAUAUCGAAAAGUCUGCCUGAUGUUACUGAAAGAAAGGAAAAAAAAAGGAGCACCAAACCUCUGCAGAGAUAUUGAGUACUUAGUUUUGUUGUACAAAGGCAAAAAGUAACGAUGCAUGAUGUAGUUUCUGUUUGUUUAAAUACCCAAAUAAAUUUAGAGGAGUUAAAAGAAA